Molecule: messenger RNA, 1092 nt
Organism: Chelmon rostratus (copperband butterflyfish)
Lineage: Eukaryota; Metazoa; Chordata; Actinopteri; Chaetodontiformes; Chaetodontidae
Gene: tmem236
Product: transmembrane protein 236
Exons: 4
Coding region: 1-1092 (363 amino acids)
Source: RefSeq, a predicted model, not a curated record
AUGCCCUCGGGGAAGACGGUCAAGUUCGUCCUGUAUGAGGUGCUGCAGUUUGCCGCCCUCAUCGUGCCGGUCUUUGUGGUUAUGCAGAGGUUUGCCAGCCUCAUACGUGAUGUGAAAGGACAGGAUCUAACGGCCUAUUGGCUUGUGGUGGCGGCCUCCAUCGCCUAUGUGACCUCUGCGACGCUGCUGGUGUGGGUUCCUCUGAAAUAUCUGACCCUGAAACGGCGGAGGUCCACCUCAGAGAUCACACAGUGGAGACCAACAGCGUUGGCGUACAUCAUCCUGUCCACAUUACCAUGCUUUGCUAUUUUAAUAGCCAGCUCCAAGGUGCAGGUGGACAGCGGACACAGGCUCGACCAUUUCACUGAGUUGCCCGUCUCCCUGGUGCUCGCCUCCCUCAUCUGUGCGGAUAUCAUCGAGAGGAUUCGCCCCUGCAGGCUCCUCGGGAAAUCAGACAGUCUGGAUCCUGACCUUGACAUGUCCGGCCCCGUCCUCACCCACCUGGAACGUGUGACCACGGUAACCGGCCAGCUGCACACUGAAGAAGGCCAGAACGGUUUGACCCAGGGCCACCCAGAGGCCGGGAACGGCAGCACCUCAGGCAGAUGGCAGGACCUCGCCAGCUCGCCCGGCCGCUCAGGGCUCAGCUCACGAGCAUCCAGCACCGCGUACCUGUACUCCUCAUCCUCACGGCCUCGGUCCUACUCCGGUCAUCUGGGCUUCCUGUGGAGGAGGGACGGGAGGGCGGAGGUGUUUGUGGAUAGCUUCAUGUUCUGGCUGGACACCGUGGAGAUGGUGAGAGUGGCGGGAGAGCCAUCGGUCUUCUACUCAGUCUGGGUGUUCCCCGUCUACAUCCUGGCCUUCCUGUCCACUCUCCGCCUGGCCAUCGCUCCCAACAACCCUCUGUUGUCUUCUGCUGGAUUUGCUCUGCAGGAUCUUCCUUUCUUUGUCAUUCGAGUGGCUCUGAUUGUUGUGUUUGGUUUCAUAACUCCUGUGUUGUACCCGCUGAAAAAUGUGCUGGUGAGCUUGACCUUCCUCUACUUUACAUUCCUGACCAGGCUGAGGAUUUUCAGGAGGCAGAGCAUGUUUUAA